AUGCCCUUCUACACCCUCGCGGUCAGCAUGAUAAUAAUGCCCCCAGCGCCUGGUGCCCGUAGCUGCCUGCUGCCGUUACUGCUUGUGAUGGCCUCCGCGCCAAAUGCACUCGGUCUCAGUCGCGCGCUGCUGGCCUUCCGUCCCGAGGACACCGGAGCGGAGCUGUCCGUGCAAGAGGGGGUGCUGACGGCGACGGAGGGCACGAGAUUCAUGCUGCGUGUUUACUAUGCCGCCAACUCUCCGCAGAGGACCAUCCGGAAUGCCACCAUCAGUACUGCCGCCGUGUCGCGACCAGACGCGGCUGCUGCACCUUGGAUAGCCUUCCUCGAGGAACCGCAGCCGGGCCGCGAGGGGCAGGUGCACCCCAAGCGUAACCCGUGUGUGGAGGAGAGUGCGCGGAGCUCGGACAUUGAGGUGUUGGGCUCGUUCCGCUCCGCGUCCGGCCACAGCAGCUCCAUCCUAGUGGAACUGUACGCCAAGCAGCUGCGCAGAGGAGAGCGCGUCAAGUACUACUCCACCUGUGCCUUCGACGGAGUCAAGUGGGAGCACUUCCGAACACGGGACCUGUGGGUGGCGGUGGUGGAGCGCCCCCCGCAGGCGGACGCCUGGCUGCACGUGACGCUCUCGGUGGCCCUGCUGGCCCUGUCGGCGGUCUUCAGCGGCCUCAACAUCAGCAUGCUGGCGCUGGACCCCGUGGAGCUGCGCGUGCUCAUGACCAGCGGCACCGAGAAGGAGCGCAAGCACGCCGCCAAGGUGGAGUCCGUCCGCAAGCACGGCAACUACAUCCUCUGCACCAUGGUGCUGGCCAAUGUGCUGGCCAACACCUGCCUCGUCAUAUGGAUGUGCCAGAUCCUGGGUAUGACUCUAAUCUCCACGGUCACCUGUACGUUUGCCAUAUUCUUCGUGGGCGAGAUCCUUCCUCACUCGGUGGCGUGUCGUCAUGGCCUGGCCAUCGCGUCGCGUACGCUGUGGUUCACGCGCCUCCUCAUGCUGCUGGCGUUCCCCUUGGCCUACCCAAUCAGCAAGCUGCUAGACAACAUGCUGCACGCAGAGAUCUCCAACUUCUACACGCGCGAGAAGCUGCUCGCCAUGCUGAGGGUGACGGACCCAUACCAUGACCUGGUGAAGGAGGAGUUGAACAUCAUCCAGGGUGCGUUGGAGUUGCGCAGUAAGACAGUGGAGGACGUGUUGACGCCACUGAAGGACUGCUUCAUGCUUGCUCACGACGCCACGCUGGACUUUUACACCAUGACGGACAUCAUGCAGAGUGGCUUCACGCGUAUCCCGGUGUACGAGGGCGAUCGCUGUAACAUCGUGGACAUCCUGUUUGUGAAGGACUUGGCCUUCGUGGACCCAGAUGAUUGCACACCGCUCAAGACCGUCACCCAGUUUUACAAACACCCGCUACACACAGUCUUCAAUGACACUAAACUGGAUACCAUGUUGGAGCAGUUCAAGAAAGGUAAGUCCCACCUGGCCAUAGUUCAGCGUGUGAAUAAUGAGGGCGAGGGCGACCCCUUCUAUGAGGUGCUGGGCAUCGUCACACUGGAGGACGUCAUCGAGGAAAUCAUCAAGUCGGAAAUUGUGGACGAGACCGACCUUUACACGGAUAAUCGUACCAAAAGGAAGGUGUCUCAUCACGAGAGGAAGCAGCAGGACUUCAGCCUCUUCAGAAUCCCCGAGAACGACACACACACACUCAAGAUCUCACCACAGCUGCUGCUCGCUACACACAGAUACCUUGCCACAGAGGUGGAGCCCUUUAAGGCGACCCAUCUGAGUGAGAAGAUCCUCCUGCGUCUCCUGAAGCACCCCAGCGUAGUGCAGGAGAUGACUUUUGACGAGCGGAACAAGAAAUCACUGCAUCACUUCCUCUACCAACGCAACAAGCCCGUCGACUACUUCAUACUCGUGCUGCAGGGUCGUGUAGAGGUGGAGGUGGGUAAGGAGGCUUUACGCUUCGAGAACGGAGCCUUCACCUACUAUGGACUACCAGCAAUCAUACCCCAUCUACCCACACAAAUCCACAGGUCUCCAUCGAGGAGUUCUGGUCUGAACCGGUCGGACUCAACUCUGCACGCGUGCAGUCUGGGCCAGCUGAGCAUUGGGGGAGGGGCUUAUUUGCCUGACUACUCCGUUAGACAACUAACACCCCUACAGGUCGUCAAGGUGAGCCGCAGUCACUACCAGAACGCUCUGACAGCCAUGCGCAUGGACAGCUCUCCACAGACGCCCGAUGGCGAGAGCCAGCCCAACACACACACUCACACACACUCUCACACAACGCGCUCACACAGCAUUGCCCUGCCCCUCUCACACACGCGGCCCAUGCACACGCACCUCAACACACACACGUGCACACACACACACGCUCCGCACGCGCAGCGGCCGGAGAGUCCCAGCCCCAGCAGCCUCAACGAACGCAACCGCAUCGUCCGCAGUAAGUCAGAUGGCCAGAGGAGUCCGAGUGAUUGUGUGUUUCUGAGGAUGGAGGAGAUUCCCUACAGCCGAGAGGACACAGACCCAGACCCACACGCCACAGGGAAAAGAAGGCUGUCUGAGACAGAGGAGACAGAAGCACCCAGUGACACCUAGCUACCAGCAGAGGGAGGCAGAGAGCUG
Molecule: messenger RNA, 2622 nt
Organism: Engraulis encrasicolus (European anchovy)
Lineage: Eukaryota; Metazoa; Chordata; Actinopteri; Clupeiformes; Engraulidae
Product: metal transporter CNNM1
Exons: 15
Coding region: 1-2595 (864 amino acids)
Biological process (GO): intracellular manganese ion homeostasis; magnesium ion homeostasis; transport
Cellular component (GO): cytoplasm; plasma membrane
Molecular function (GO): transmembrane transporter activity
Source: RefSeq, a predicted model, not a curated record